Messenger RNA from Pogona vitticeps (central bearded dragon), 1176 nucleotides. RefSeq names its product ras homolog family member B (gene RHOB). Gene Ontology annotation, molecular function: GTP binding; GTPase activity. NCBI's taxonomy places the organism in Eukaryota, Metazoa, Chordata, Lepidosauria, Squamata, Agamidae. The record is from RefSeq and is a predicted model, not a curated record. Gene Ontology annotation, biological process: small GTPase-mediated signal transduction.
GUAGACAGAAGCCGGGCGAGGGGAGAGAAGAAGUCUUGCGAGGGCGCGGCGGCGGCGGCGGCGGCACCACCACCACCACCGAGGGACCCUGUUGAGCUGGCGGCUCCUGCUCCUGCUCCUCCUCGGGAGAAGAGCGUUGCAAAAGGCAACGGACGGCAAGGAGCCACCUCGUCGGUCGGCUGGGCGAGGAGGACCGGCGAUCCGGCGUGCGCGCAGGGAGAGGAGGAGGAGGAGAAGGAAGAGGCGAGAGACCGCGCAGAGCCAGACUAGCGCUAUCCGGCGGCCAGUGGGCGGCUCCCGCCUCCGCACCCUCCCCCCCCCGGGCUCCACGGCCGAGAAAGGGCUGCCCCGCCCGGUUCCUCCUCCUCCCCCCCCUUCCCGGCUCUAGCUGGCCCAGGUGCCCAGCCCGAAGGAACCCCGGGAGGCUGCGAGAGGAACCGCCGCCGGCCCCGAUCCCGCGGGCGACUCGAUCAUCUCCCUGCUGGCGCAUCCUGAGCGGGCGGGCGCGGCGAGGCUGGCCAUGGCGGCGAUCCGCAAGAAGCUGGUGGUGGUGGGCGACGGGGCGUGCGGCAAGACGUGCCUGCUGAUCGUCUUCAGCAAGGACGAGUUCCCGGAGGUCUACGUGCCCACCGUCUUCGAGAACUACGUGGCCGACAUCGAGGUGGACAGCAAGCAGGUGGAGCUGGCCCUCUGGGACACGGCCGGCCAGGAGGACUACGACCGCCUCCGGCCGCUCUCCUACCCGGACACCGACGUGAUCCUCAUGUGCUUCUCGGUGGACAGCCCGGACUCCCUGGAGAACAUCCCGGAGAAGUGGGUGCCCGAGGUCAAGCACUUCUGCCCCAACGUGCCCAUCAUCCUGGUGGCCAACAAGAAGGACCUGCGCAACGACGAGCACGUCCGCAACGAGCUGGCCCGCAUGAAGCAGGAGCCCGUCCGCACCGAGGACGGCCGCGCCAUGGCCCUGCGCAUCCAGGCCUACGACUACUUGGAGUGCUCGGCCAAGACCAAGGAGGGCGUGCGGGAGGUCUUCGAGACCGCCACCCGGGCCGCCCUCCAGAAGCGCUACGGCACCCAGCACGGCUGCAUCAACUGCUGCAAGGUGCUCUAACCCCACCCCCACCCCCCGAGGGAGGGGGACGGACGGACGGACCCCAGGAGCGGCGGCGGCGGCGC